Molecule: messenger RNA, 1383 nt
Organism: Penicillium cataractarum
Lineage: Eukaryota; Fungi; Ascomycota; Eurotiomycetes; Eurotiales; Aspergillaceae
Product: RraA family protein
Exons: 1
Coding region: 1-1383 (460 amino acids)
Source: RefSeq, a predicted model, not a curated record
AUGAGUCAAUGCUCAAUUCUCGAGAGACUUUCCGCUCUCGACACCAACACAGUAUCCGAUGCUCUCGACUUCCUCAACCUCCAAGGCGCCACAUACGGCCUCCGACCACUCUGGAACUGCCCAAAGAUCAUCGGACGCGCCAGUACUGUCCAACUUGGCCCGAAGACUGAUACCGCACCAACGACUCAUUUGAUAACACCCGUGAUCAGCGCUGUCACAACUGAUGACCGCAUUUUGGUCAUCGCCGGCGGUCUGGACGGAAUCUCAUGCUGGGGUGAUAUCAUCGCCAACGCCUCGAAAGUGAAGGGCAUCCGUGGAACUGUCAUCGAUGGCAUGAGUCGUGAUAUCGACGGCAGUCGGGACGUUGGGUAUCCCGUUUACGGCCGGGGUGUCACUAUGAUCAGUGCCCGGAACCGCAUGGUGCAGGUUGAUUCUGGGAUACCCAUCCAGGUGCGUGGUGUGACAGUGAAGCAGGACGACUAUGUUAUCGCCGAUAACUGCGGGACAGUAUUUAUCCCUGCUGAACGCAUGGAGGAUGUUCUUGACCUGGGUGAGCGUAUCAAUCGACGACAGAAUAUUAUGGUUCAAGAGGUUCGGGCUGGCAAGCCUGUUUCCGAGGUAAUGCAUGACACGAAGUUCGACGCUAUCAACAAGGCCCAGUCUUCGCAGGAACAAGGCAGUUCCGAAGUGGUGCCCACUUUCAGAGGGAAUCCCAAGAGAGCUUCUGCCGAGGACGAAGAACUAGUAGCCCUCUUCGCAGACUCAGACACACCCGGCGUCUCCGAUGCCCUGGAUAAACUGGGUAUCCCGGGACAAGCCUUCAACAUCAUGCCCUUGACCGACUACAAAAAGGUCACCGUCGGACCUGCAUUCACCGUUCGCUACGUCCCCGCCAGCAAUCCACCCGGCAGUGUGGGCGAUUUCAUCGACGACGUUGCUGUCGGAGACGUGGUGGUCAUCGACAACGGCGGUCGCACGGAUUGUACCGUUUGGGGCGACAUCAUGACUCAAUACGCCGGUCUGAGGGAUAUUGCUGGAACCGUUAUUGACGGUGUCUGCCGCGAUGUCAACCGCGCUAUCGAUGAUAACUACCCUCUAUUCACUGCUGGUCGUUGGAUGCGAACUGGCAAAGAUCGGGUGCAGGUGGGAGGUGUCAAUGAGUCGGUUGGUAUUGGAAAGGUCCGAGUCGAGCCUCGAGAUAUCGUUGUUGCUGAUGCGAAUGGUGUGGUCAUUGUGCCGAGGGCUCGUGCUCGUGAGGUUGCUGAGGUUGCGCGGAAGGUUGAGGAGAGUGAGGAUGGGAUUCGUGAGAUGAUUGCUGGUGGAGCGACGAUUGCUGAGGCGCGGGAGAAGCUUGGUUAUCAUACUCUGCAGCGCAAGGCCUAG